Messenger RNA from Caenorhabditis remanei, 564 nucleotides. RefSeq lists its product as uncharacterized. The coding region runs from base 1 to 564 and encodes 187 amino acids. The transcript has 3 exons. Lineage: Eukaryota; Metazoa; Nematoda; Chromadorea; Rhabditida; Rhabditidae. The record is from RefSeq and is a predicted model, not a curated record.
AUGAACUCUUCCAUCGGAAUCGCUCUUCUGCUCCUCUUUGCUUCUGCUCAAUCCGUCGCUGGCGUUAAACGAAACAACCCCAAUGUGCUGGAAAUCCGUGAGCAGAUCAACAAUCUCAACAAGAUGAGACUUGAAGUGGCUAAAAAACAUGAAAUAGCAAACAUGCACGAAGUGACUUGGGACCAAACUCUGGAGAGUAAGAUUAAAAAGAUGACUUGCGACGAGUUGGGCUCUACUGGCCCAGACUACCUUGUUUUCGAUUCCUACGAAGUUGACGCUGCAUUAGAAACCAAGGUAGAUUACAUGAAAUCGGCACCGCUCCAUCCGCUUCAAACCAAAAUUGCAUGUGGAACUCUUCCGACAGAGUGCGAUGGCAAAUCAGAUACAUGUCUCAUGGGACCCAAAAACUCCCCACUUAAAAAGUCGGAAAUCGAGAAAGGAUCCCCUGGAACUGGAUGCUCUGGUGGAAAUGGUGCCAGUGGAUUGUGUAUGGGAGGUGGUGUUUCAUCUGCAUCCACGCCAAUGGCUAUCGUUUCUCUUGCUUUUACCCUUAUCAUGGCAUAG